Penicillium canescens is the source of this 954-nucleotide messenger RNA. It is a transcript of the gene preB, whose product is annotated as alpha-factor pheromone receptor STE2. The record is from RefSeq and is a predicted model, not a curated record. The transcript has a single exon. NCBI's taxonomy places the organism in Eukaryota, Fungi, Ascomycota, Eurotiomycetes, Eurotiales, Aspergillaceae. Gene Ontology annotation, molecular function: mating-type factor pheromone receptor activity; pheromone binding. Gene Ontology annotation, biological process: G protein-coupled receptor signaling pathway. The coding region runs from base 1 to 954 and encodes 317 amino acids. Gene Ontology annotation, cellular component: membrane; G protein-coupled receptor homodimeric complex.
AUGGAUUACGGUCUCCGCAGCUCCACAGACCCUUACCAACAGGAUGUCAUCAUGCACUAUGCAAACGGCACGGAAUUUGAGGUGCCAAUGAAAGCUCUGGAUGUCUUCGUCAUGUACAACGUCCGAGUGUGCAUCAACUACGGCUGCCAGCUUGGAGCAUCAAUUGUUCUACUGAUCAUCCUUCUGCUUUUGACACAUUCUGACAAGCGAAAGUCCUCGGUGUUUAUCUUGAAUAGCAUGGCACUGUUCUUCAACUGCCUGCGUCUGCUAUUCCAAGUCAUUCACUUCUCCACCAAGUUCGAAGAAGUAUACCCCUACUUCUCUUACGACUACUCCGCCGUGCCGGCGAGUGCAUAUGCCAUUUCAAUUGCGGCCACUGUCUUUCAGACCCUGGUUGUGGCUUGCAUUGAAGCAUCGCUUGUGCUUCAAACCAAUGUGAUUUGCUCGACUGUUCGUCGCCGAUACCGACACCCUCUCCUAGGGCUCUCGAUCCUGGUGGCCCUGUUCGUAUUUGGUUUCCGCUGCGCCUGGAUGGUCGAGAACUCGAUUGCCAUCAUCAAAGUGAUGUACAUGGAAUCAAUCUGGUGGAUUGAGAGCGCAACCAAUGUGACCCUCACCGUCUCCAUCUGCUUCUUCUGUGUGAUCUUUGUCACCAAGCUCGGAAUUGCCAUCAAGCAGCGCCGUCAACUUGGCGUGCGCGAGUUCGGCCCCAUGAGAAUCAUCUUUAUCAUGGGCUGCCAGACCAUGGUUGUUCCAGCCAUCUUCUCAAUCACACAAUACUACAUCAUCGUCCCGGAACUAGCGUCCAACGUCCUCACCCUGGUGGCCAUCUCACUCCCCUCUCAUCAAUCUGGGCCGGCGCUGCCCUCGAACAAUCUCGACCGCCUCGCAGUCAAGACGCGCGCCGACGUAACCUAUGGCGAGUCCUCGCUGGUGGAGCCAACAGCACAUUGA